This is a messenger RNA of Diachasmimorpha longicaudata, 1929 nucleotides long. It is a transcript of the gene r-l, whose product is annotated as uridine 5'-monophosphate synthase. Gene Ontology annotation, biological process: 'de novo' pyrimidine nucleobase biosynthetic process; 'de novo' UMP biosynthetic process. The record is from RefSeq and is a predicted model, not a curated record. Gene Ontology annotation, molecular function: orotidine-5'-phosphate decarboxylase activity; orotate phosphoribosyltransferase activity. The transcript has 2 exons. Bases 276 to 1694 code for a protein of 472 amino acids. NCBI's taxonomy places the organism in Eukaryota, Metazoa, Arthropoda, Insecta, Hymenoptera, Braconidae.
GCUCUCCUUCAUUUGAUUUUUUCGCACCUCUAGAACAGUGCCUACAAUUUUGUGAUAUCACACCUAGCUUUAAUCGCAAACUUUCGUAGCGAUGGCGCAUGAACUAUGAUAGUGAACGUGCCUGUCGGUAAGGCAUUAACCAUGAAGUACGUGACCAUGUUACGCCAUGUUUGAUUAAUAACACGUGCCGCUUUUGAUAUACGGUUGUCCGAUACGUUUUCUUCAAAUUUCAAAUAACAAUUCAGCAUUGCCGGGUAGUAAUACGCAAUUAAAAAAUGGAUAAACAGCUCAAAGAAUUAGCUAUUGACCUGUUCGAAAUUAACGCAGUAAAAUUUGGAGAUUUCGUCACCAAAGUAGGAUUAAAAACUCCAGUAUAUGUUGACUUGAGGAUGAUCAUUGCAUACCCCAAAAUAUUGAGAAAAAUAUCAAAAAUUCUGUGGGCUUUAGCUGAAGAUGAUAAGGAUGUGGAUCAAAUUUGCGGUGUGCCAUACACCGCUUUGCCUAUAGCCAGCGUAAUAUCAGUAGAGUCAGAUAUUCCAAUGCUGAUUCGCCGCAAGGAAGCGAAAGCCUACGGUACAAAGAAAUUAAUUGAGGGAAGCUUCAAGCAAGGGGACACGUGUGUAAUAAUCGAGGACGUUGUGACGAGUGGUAGCAGUAUUUUAGAGACUGUCAGGGAUCUGCAGAAUGAAGGACUGAAUGUCACAAAAGCACUGGUCAUCAUGGACAGACAGCAGGGUGGCAGGAAGAACAUCGAGAACAGUGGCAUCCAGAUGCAGAGCCUUUACACACUCAGCCAACUGAUGGAUUACCUCUUGGAAGCGAAAAAAGUUACUGCGGAAACUGUGCAGACAGUCACUACGUAUCUGAGCGAGAACGUGGCCCCGGUGAAGACUCUUGAAGAUGAAUCUGCCCCAAAAAGAUUGAAACUGGACUUUGCGGAGCGUUCAAAACUCGCCAUUAACCCUCUAGCUGCAAAACUCCUGAAUCUCAUGAGCCAGAAGGAAACAAUGCUCUGUCUCGCAGCAGACCUAACGUCUGCCCAAGAUAUAAUCGACCUCACGGAGAUUGCAGGGCCUCACAUAGCUGUACUCAAGAUCCACGUGGACAUAAUCGAAGAUUUUAACCAGACUUUCAUCCAAAAACUCAAGCAAUUAUCUGAAAAGCACCGAUUUUUAAUAAUGGAGGAUCGAAAAUUCGGUGAUAUUGGGAAUACAGUGUCACUUCAGUAUGAAAAGGGCUUAUACAAAAUAGCAGAAUGGGCGGAUUUGAUCACCGCUCAUCCUGUCCCAGGUGCAGGAAUUCUGGAUGGUCUCAAAAAUGCCCUGAAAAAUAUUUCCGGUGAUCGUGGGGUGUUCCUGAUCACUGAGAUGUCCUCGCAGGGAGCUUUGACGAGAGAGAACUACAUAAAGGAAUCCUUGGCACUCAGCAAAGACUCAGACCUUAUCACGGGACACGUGUGUCAAUCUAACAUCUUCUCUGACCCUGGAUUGAUCCAACUAACUCCUGGGGUAAAACUCGCGAAAGCUUCUGACGCCUUGGGACAACAGUAUAAUACUCCAGAGGUAGUUGUUAGCGCUGGAGCUGAUUUAGCAGUCGUUGGACGGGGUAUCACUGAAUCCCCCGACAAAAUAUCGUCAAUUCUCAAGUACAAAACCCAACUGUGGGCUGCGUACAAAAACCGAAUAAGUUCAUGAUUUUUCCAUUGAUUAUUGAUAUCAAGUUUGGGCUACGGUGUACAAUUAAUAUUUGAUAAAAGCUAUUUACGAUGAUAAUGCAUUGUAUAAAUGGUUCCGAAUAUUUUUCUACAUAUAUAGAUAGGAAAUGGGCGUGGUAAUGUUUGCCACGUUAACAAUGUCAAUUAUUCACAUGGACUUAAAAAUCAACGAUGUAGUCAACGUUGGAAUAAAGACUGCCUGAGUUCGUGCCUUA